AAUAUACAUACAUAUAUAUUUAUAAAAUUUUUAAAGUGAAACAAAAAAAAACGAAAAGUUUUAUAAAUUUAAUUUAUAAAAAAAAAAUUAUUAAUUAAAUUUUUAAAAAUAAAUUUCAAGAAAAAAUUAAUAUCUUUUAAAUAAAAGAGGCAAAAAAAAAUAUAAAAUAAAAUGUUUAGAAAAUUAAUAAUAUUUUUUAUAUUGAGUCUCAUUGCAAUUAUACUAAUUGCACCUGCUGCAGAAAAUGCAGUUAUUUUAACAAAAAGAGACGCUGAAGAUAGUUCUGAAGAAACUGACAGAAUAUGUGAAACAUUUCAAACACCAUGUGGUUGGGCAGUUUAUAAACCAUUCAAAAGGAAAAUUGAAUAUUUCAUGAGAAAUGCAUGUAAAUGUUCACCUGGUUUAAAAUGUAUUAGAACUGAUGAUGAUGCUUCUGUUAGUGCAUUCGUAUAUAAAUGCCGAAAUAAAACAACAAGUUCAACUGUUGCCCCAGAUAUAAAUACAGGAACAACAAUAACAACGACACUUUCACCCGAAAAAGAUAUUUCAUAACCAUAAUAAAUCAAUAUUGUAUUUUAUUAAUUAAGCGUAAACCUAUACCUAUAAUAUAUUAAAUUAAUAUAAUAUAUUAUAUAUAUACGUAAUAAUUAUAUAGAAUUAAAAAAAAAAAUUAAUUGACGAUUUAAUGACCAAUAAUACCAUUUAAUUUUCAUGACCAAUAAUACCAUUAAAAGAACGCAAGAAAAUAGAGAUACUUAAU
Molecule: messenger RNA, 760 nt
Organism: Condylostylus longicornis
Lineage: Eukaryota; Metazoa; Arthropoda; Insecta; Diptera; Dolichopodidae
Exons: 3
Coding region: 172-552 (126 amino acids)
Source: RefSeq, a predicted model, not a curated record